Messenger RNA from Prunus mume (Japanese apricot), 1617 nucleotides. Lineage: Eukaryota; Viridiplantae; Streptophyta; Magnoliopsida; Rosales; Rosaceae. The record is from RefSeq and is a predicted model, not a curated record.
ACUUCUGCCCUAGAUGGAGAAACUGAUCUGAAGACCAGGGUUAUACCCCCAGCUUGCAUGGGGAUAGAUCUUGAAUUGUUGCACAAAAUUAAGGGUUUAAUUGAGUGUCCUAAUCCUGAUAAGGACAUCAGAAGAUUUGAUGCAAAUCUGCGGUUGUUUCCCCCAUUUAUUGAUAAUGACCUGUGCCCAUUAACCAUAAAAAACACGCUACUUCAGUCAUGUUACUUGCGGAAUACAGAGUGGGCCUGUGGAGUAGCAGUCUACACUGGCAAUGAAACCAAGCUGGGUAUGAGUGGGGGCAUACCUGAGCCAAAGCUUACAGCUGUUGAUGCCAUGAUUGACAAGUUGACUGGAGCUAUAUUUGUUUUCCAAAUAGUGGUGGUGAUGGUUCUGGGCGUUGCUGGUAAUGUAUGGAAAGAUACAGAAGCAAGGAAGCAAUGGUAUGUUUUAUACCCAGAGGAAGGUCCGUGGUACGAACUAUUAGUAAUCCCUCUUCGAUUUGAACUACUAUGUUCCAUCAUGAUACCCAUAUCUAUUAAGGUAUCUCUCGACCUUGUGAAGAGCUUGUAUGCGAAGUUUAUUGAUUGGGAUAAUGAAAUGAUUGACCAAGAAACGAGUACUCCAGCCCAUGCAACAAAUACAGCAAUAAGUGAAGACCUGGGACAAGUAGAGUACAUUUUGACUGACAAAACGGGUACCUUAACCGAAAACAGAAUGAUAUUUAGAAGAUGUUGUAUCAAUGGGAUUUUCUAUGGGAAUGAAAAUGGGAAUGCCUUAAAAGAUGAGGAGCUCAUAAAUGCUGUUGCCAGUGGUUCUUCUGAUGUUAUACGUUUCCUUACAGUUAUGGCAAUAUGUAAUACAGUCAUACCUAUUCGAAGCAAAAGUGGAAGUAUCUUGUACAAGGCGCAAUCUCAAGAUGAGGAUGCUCUUGUUCAUGCUGCGGCUCAGCUACAUAUGGUUUUUGUCAAUAAAAAUUCAAAUACUCUUGAGAUCAAGUUCAAUGCUUCUACAAUUCAAUAUGAAGCCCUGGAAAUUCUGGAGUUCACUUCUGAUCGGAAAAGAAUGUCAGUAGUGGUGAAGGAUUGCCAAAAUGGAAGGAUUAUCCUUUUGUCAAAAGGAGCAGAUGAAGCAAUUCUCCCUCAUGCAUGCGCUGGACAGCAAACAAGGACAUUUAUUGAAGCUGUUGACCAAUAUGCUCAAUUGGGAUUGCGCACGCUAUGUCUUGCUUGGCGUGAACUAAAAGAAGAGGAAUAUCAAGAAUGGUCUUUGAUGUUUAAAGAGGCUAGCAGCACAUUGGUUGAUAGGGAGUGGAGACUAGCUGAGGUCUGUCAAAGAUUAGAACAUGACUUUGAAGUUCUUGGAGUUACUGCCAUAGAGGAUCGCCUACAGGAUGGUGUACCAGAGACAAUUGAGACCCUGAGAAAAGCUGGUAUAAAUUUUUGGAUGCUGACUGGAGACAAACAGAAUACUGCCAUACAGAUUGCUCUUUCAUGCAAUUUCAUUUCCCCAGAGCCAAAAGGUCAGCUUUUGUUAAUUGAUGGCAAAACUGAAGAUGAAGUUCGUAGAAGUUUAGAGAGAGUUUUACUUACUAUGAGGAUAACGACUUCAGAACCUAAG